Messenger RNA from Trematosphaeria pertusa, 1245 nucleotides. RefSeq lists its product as uncharacterized. The transcript has 5 exons. The record is from RefSeq and is a predicted model, not a curated record. NCBI's taxonomy places the organism in Eukaryota, Fungi, Ascomycota, Dothideomycetes, Pleosporales, Trematosphaeriaceae. Bases 1 to 1245 code for a protein of 414 amino acids.
AUGGCAAUGCCCGACGGUUUCGAAAUGGUUGACUGCGACAUGGUGGAAGCUGCUGCAGACGGCUAUGCUGCAGUAGUAGCAAGCGAUGCGCGUGUUCAUCAUGAGGAGGAGGAUGGCGACGCCAACUACGUCUUAGCGCAGCACAACUACGACAUCAAGCUCUUCAAGGUCGGCAAGUUCAUCCCGAAGCCCACGCUCGAGACACUAUGCUUUCGCCCUGAGGAGGCCUUCGUCACGUGCGUGCCGGCGGAUCUGCAGCUCGGCGUGUUGUUUGGGCAGUAUAAUCGGCUCGCCGAGAGGAGCUUUACGGCGAGACCUUCUCUUGAUCGGAUCGAGCAUAUCCUCAACCGCUCGAUGUUCUACUGGGGUAUGGAUGCGACACAUUCAUUCUCGCGCUUCUUCAACCAGGUUCGAUACAACGUCGCCUUGAUGGCCUUUGCAUGGGCGUCUGGCUUCGAUAGCAAAUACUGCAAGCCAUACGUUCAGAACUUCGUCCAAGCCUACGUGAGAGCGUGGAUCGAAAACCUUGUGGACAAGCGCGACCUGAAGCUGAAUGAUUUCUCCGAGCGUGAGCAGUUCCUGGAGAUCUGGGCGCAGGGCCCAUACGACUUGAUCAACUUCAACUCGGCGCAGCUUAAAAAGAUGAAGAUUAUCUAUAGGAAGUUGAUGGAGGUCGAGAUCGAUCACAAGCUUACGGUGCAGCCUGAGAACUUUAUUGCAAUGUGCCACAACGGCGACAUCGAUCCAGAGACCUUCGAGCAGUAUGGCCCUAUCCUUGCGAUGCGUUGGUUGCACGCCCACCAGCGGUCUGCGAAUGUCGAUCAGGCUGACUACGACAUGCUUCAGCAACAGAUCUUGGCUGCAGAUAGAGAAUUAGAGGAAAAAUUGGCAAAGCUCGAGCAGCUUCAACUAAGGAAGUUGGGCAUCGAAGUCACACCCCAAGCGCGGGAUACUCUCGACAACGUCGAUUGGACGUCGGAACUGCUAGCCUCUCUGCUCUCCCGCGUCGAUCAGAGCCUCCCCCACCCCAGCGAAAUCAUGCAGAACAAACCGGGCGGCGAUGACGUGAAGACCUUCUGGAUGGACCCCAACGUCAUCUUCACCGAGGUUUUCAAGAAGCAGGCGGAGGAUGGCCAGAAUGGGGGAGGGCAGAACAGUGGUGAGAAUGGACAGCCGGAGAAGAGUGUUGGGAUGGAUGUGCUCAGCAAUUUACUGGCGGAUCUGAGACUGAAGAGGUCUGAAUGA